AUGAAACUGUUGGACAUUAGGCAAGGGAGCCAAGCUCACCAGGACGAAUCAGCCAGCAUGUACCUGAACACCUCAAGCAACAGCAGUGACAUUAGCCAACUCGUCGCACACAACAGCAGUGACAUGAGUCAGCUCGUCGCACACAAACACUCCCUCAUAAAGAAGAACAGCUUUUCUGAAAAUGGGGCCUCAAUUGAUUUGGGUGAUUAUGAAGAAUUUCUGGAAUACACCGAAGAAGGACAUCCAUCGCUGGUUCUCACGGGAAUCAACAGUUUCCGCAAACAGCGCCAGUUCUGUGACAUUCUCCUGGUUGUUGAGGAUCAUGAGCUGGCAGUGCACCGUGCAGUCUUGGCUGCCUGCAGUCCCUACAUGUUUGACUUCCUGUCUUGUUUAGAAGAAACAGCCGAGUCACAGCCCACCUACAAGCUCAAGGAUAUGUCUUAUACUGGCUUCCAGUUUCUGGUGGACUACAUGUAUACUGGCAGGUUGCAUGUGCCCCUCGAAAGUGUGCCAGGUGUAUAUGCAACAGCCAUAGUACUCAAAAUGGAUUCUGCUGUGCGGGCCUGUGCUAACUUCCUGUCCACAAAUCUGAGUCCCGCAAACUGUUUAGGCAUCCGUCGCAUCACAAAAGAUAAAACUUUCAAGCAAGCGGUUGAUGAGUACAUUCGGUCACAUAUUAGUGAAAUUAUGAACAGCAAGACAUUCUAUGGCCUGCAGGAUCUUCAAGUGGAGUUAGUGGGCCUAGACGAGAACAUCUCUGAUGAAGCAAUGCAGAGAAGAAUGUUUUCACUGGUCCUUGACUGGGCCAAGAAUAGCCUCAAUGACCUGAAACCAAAACUGGACAGACUUAUUGAAAAGGUGAAUGUCUUGUACUUGAUAUCUGAUAACACCCUGAGGGAUUGCGCUGAUAUUGAGGAUAAAGUACUCAGCGGAAAUGAUGAUGUUGUUCAAGACUACAAGAUAUUGACACGCAGAAGAACGCCAUCUAAGAAGAAUGGUGGCCAGCCUGUCACUAACGGAGGUAGUGCACAACCCUUUAAGAAAUUCAGUCUCAACCCUGAGGAAUCCUUGUCCAAGGCAGAGAGGGAAUGGUCUAUUGUAGCCACACGUAAAACCAGUGAGAAUGCUUAUUUGGCCAUUGCAGUUUUGGAUGGGCGUCUGAUGGCUAUAACAGUCCACUUACGCCCAGUCCCAAUUGACAAUUCGAACGGGGCCAGAGCAACACCAGACUCUCCUCCCAUUGCUAAUAGUGACAGGAACCGAUUGAGCCCAUUGCUACGCAAGGCUUCUAUCACACCUUUGACAGGCAUGGGCACGGCACGGUGUGCUAUGGGAGCUGUGGAGCUGGAUGGAAAGUUAGUUGUGUGUGGUGGUUAUGAUCGAGGUGAAUGCCUUCAGACUGUUGAAGCUUUUGUUGUUGAGGACAAUGCAUGGAAAGUGAUGUCGCCAAUGAAUCGGGCCAGGGCACGGUUUGGUGCUGCGGUGCUGAAUGGCUGCUUGUAUGUGUGCGGUGGCUCUGAUGGCUGGAAGGAUCAAUCCUGUGUCGAAAAAUUUGACCCAGUAUCUCACAAGUGGACAUAUGCCCCAAAUAUGUUGAAAGAAAGGUCGUCACAUGGUGUGGUCACUUUGAAUGGCAAAUUGUACUGUGUUGGUGGUUGCGAAGGCCAAAGGAGCAUUGCAUCUUGUGAAGUAUAUGAUCCAGUUACCAAUAAAUGGUCUCGGAUAGCAUCACUAAACACUGCUCGGUCUCAGACCUGCGUGUGUGCUAUCAAUGGGUUACUGUUUGCCAUAGGAGGCACAGACCUCUGGAACACACUGAACACUGUGGAGGUCUAUAACCCAGAGAAGGAUGAAUGGCUGAUUGGAUCAUACCUGAACAUCGCCCGCAGAGGUGCCGGAGUGGGAAUCGUUGAUGGCAUAAUUAUUGUUGUUGGAGGCAGUGACGGAGCACAGUCUCUGAUGUCGACGGAGCUGUACGACUUUGAGAGCAACACUUGGACGGUGGGUCCAUCCCUGAACACACCAAGAGCCAAUAUGAGUGUUGUCACCAUCGGCAGACGUCUGUAUGCUGUUGGUGGCUUCAGUGGGAAGAAGUUUUUAACCACUAUUGAGUGGCUGGAUAUUGACAACAUGGAAUGGUUUGGUCACACUCCACGCCAGGAUUCUGAAGAAAAUACUAGAAGUACUGAGGGCUCUCCUGAUGUUGGUGGCACUGCAGGAGCAGUUGGUGCAUAUACAGUGUGCGUUCCCCAGAACAGUGGUGCCAAUUGUGAGGUUGCAGCUGAAGAGGAGAAAACACCACAAAAGGAAACAAAAGAGGAGGAAACACCACAAGAAGAGGAGGAAACACCACAAAAAGAGGAAAACCAGUGCAGUGAAAUUGUGGGAAUGCAAGAAAUUAUUUUCACAACAAAUUCUGGUGACUUGAGCACUGGACCCAGCAGCAAUCUUACAGUGAAGGAGGAAGCGUCAUAG
Molecule: messenger RNA, 2475 nt
Organism: Candidula unifasciata
Lineage: Eukaryota; Metazoa; Mollusca; Gastropoda; Stylommatophora; Geomitridae
Source: the annotation of a GenBank genome assembly